Molecule: messenger RNA, 1329 nt
Organism: Aspergillus calidoustus
Lineage: Eukaryota; Fungi; Ascomycota; Eurotiomycetes; Eurotiales; Aspergillaceae
Source: the annotation of a GenBank genome assembly
AUGACAGAGAUUUAUUCGGGCCUCCACGUGGGCCAGCGGUUCUCCUCGUUGGAGGAUUUCAAGGGAGUGGUACGGAGUAUCUCUGUGAGACAGCAUUGGGAGCUCCGGGUUACGCGGAGCAACAAGAAAAGCGUGGUGAUAGGCUGCCGGUCCUCCAACAGCUGCUUCUUUCGCGUUGUCUGUCGCGCGAACCGGAACGCGACCUAUAUCAGCAGUCUUCAGGACAGUCAUAGCUGUCGGCGAAAUGCGACUUCCACGACCAAAACCCCAGCGCGAUCAGAGGCCUCACAUGUACGGUUUUUGCUCAAUGAGAUACCCAAACUCUUUGAUAUGGAAAAAGAAGAAGUCAAAGCGCAAAAGAUCGUCGACCGGGUCAAACGCUACCAUGGAUAUGAUAUCUCGACUAGACAGGCCCAGCGGGCUCUGAUCAGAUUGCAGCAGCGCGGUUCACAAAACCAAAGUGAUGCGGCCAAUUCGUCGAGCGGGGAGGGGGAGGACCGACAAGAAAGUCAGCCUCCGACGACUGUUGAAGGGCAAACUGAGAGCCCAGCCUUUAGUGGAAUGCCAGGCCAGCGAUGGGUGCCUGAGUCCGCACAGCCAAGCCAGAUGGAAGGGAUCCAGCAGCAACCGCCGCCGCCCCAGACCGAAGGCGUCCAUAACCCAACUCUCCAGGCACCUCCUCUACACGGACAACCCGCGCAGCCACAGCCUAUCCAAUCAACUCCACAGCUACAACAUCUGCAACGCGUGCGACCUUCAAUACAAGGGCAACCACAACAAUCCUUGCCUCCGCCCACCCCUCCUAUACAGCCCCCGGCGGUUCUGAACCAUGAGGCGGUAUCUAUGAAUCACACACUACACCCACAGCCUAACGCUCAACCACCAUCGUUCCCUCAUCAUUCCCCAAGUCAACCACUCCCACAACAGCCCGUGCGGCCAAGGUCUCCAACGCAGACUCCGCAGAAUGGGCAUCCCUCCGCUCCUCAGUUAGUGCUUACAAACUUCAAGAUCGAAUUCACGUGUACGACCUGCGGAUCGCUCAAUCAGAGCUUUUUCCCUAACCAGGGACACGUAACCGGUGGACACUACAUGCCUCCACGUCCGGCACACGACCAUGCUGUGAUUCCCGCAGGUGCCGGCCCACCAGUGCCAGUUGGCACUGCGCAGGGUAGCGCCGAAGGUGCAGCCGAACGCAUGAACGAAGCGCACAGAUAUGACAGAGCUCGUAUGGCUAAUGUGCAUGGAGCUCCCACCGGUUGGGCGCCAGCUGGGGUGGUACCGUUGGAUGUCCCAAUGGCGCCGCCGCAUACUCAACAUAGCCCUACGUAG